Messenger RNA from Fraxinus pennsylvanica, 423 nucleotides. NCBI's taxonomy places the organism in Eukaryota, Viridiplantae, Streptophyta, Magnoliopsida, Lamiales, Oleaceae. The record is from the annotation of a GenBank genome assembly.
AUGCUCUUACCAUGCAUGCUGGAGCAUCCAAUGGACAGUAACCUAGAUCUCAUCAAUAUUGUGAACUAUUUAGCAGUACAUGGACAGGGUUACCGGGUGAAGGUGGAGAAAAUAUGGUCCUUGGUCAAUGCUUGGUGGCUGAAGAGUCUUGGACAAUUGGUUGAAAUGCUAGGAAAAUUGGCUGGAAGCUUAAACCCUCAAUGGAAUUUUGGUAUCCCUGUUUCAGAGUACGUUGAAUGCACUGCCACUCCAGCAAGUUCCCCAUACAACCAGGCAUUAGGUGUCCCUACCGGUCCCCAUGGUGCCAUUCGUGACUACCAGGUGGACGCCAUUACUAUGGAGAUGUCACCGAAGUUAUCUUCAAGUCUUAAUAAACAACAAUAUGAGAUCCUUUUGCUUGUUGGCGGGUCUGUGCUACAAUGA